UAAUCGUAGGUCUGUGGACGGGAAUCGCAUGACCUCUUUUUGCGUGACCUCGAUACAGGAAAGGAGAACGGCUGUAAGAUUCCGACUUGAAAAUGAAUGACGUCAGACGAGUCGCCAUUAUUGGAGCUGGGGUGUCCGGAUUGACUGCCCUCAAAUCCUGUCUGGAGGAAGGACUAGAACCGGUGUGUUUUGAGAGAUGCGGAGAAAUUGGCGGUAUGUGGAACACGGACGAUAACUCCUUCUCCUCUUCCUCUCCAAUGAUAUACACGUCACUCGUGAGCAACACCAGUAAAAUGAUGACGUGUUUCAGCGAUUUUCUUUUUUCCAAAGAAACUCCGACCUACAUGACUCCAGCAAUGAUACAUGAAUACUUAUUGAACUAUGAGGGACACUUUAAACUCCGUAAGUACAUACAGUUUAAAACGGAAGUUCACCAAGUCUCGAAGGCGCGAGAUUACGACGAAACCGGAAAUUGGGAACUCACCAUUAAUGACAGCAAUGGCAAACGUCGAAUCGAGGUUUUCAAUGCAGUCAUGAUUUGCUCGGGGUGUUUUAAGAAGCCUCGAUAUCCUGAUAUAGAAGGAAUGGGAAGUUUCCAAGGAAGGAUCGAACAUGCCAUGAAUUUCCUGACAGGAGAAGACUACAAGAAGAAGAAUGUGAUUGUUGUUGGCAAAGCGUUCUCUGCUGGUGACAUUGCUUCCUCUGUUUCGCAGUAUGCUAAUCAGGUGCAUCUCAGUGUUGGAGACGGGUGUAUUCUCUUAAGGCGACUUGAUGAAAACGGAAAUCCGCUGGAUAUGCUACUAUAUCAACGCAAAUAUAACUACUGUCCAACACUGACGAUGCCAUCUUUGCCGAAAUUAAUCAGAAAAUUGUCAAACAUCGCCAUUAAUCAUGACGUAAUUGGUAUACACCCAGAGCAAAGCUCGCUGUUCAGCCGUGUUAUGUUGAAUGACGAACUUGGUUUACAAAUAAUGACGGGCAAGGUGAAGGUCGUGGGAAGAGUCGUCAAGAUGGCGGAGAGAAGUGUUCACAUCGAUGACGGGACCGUGGUGGAUGACGUCGACGUCGUGGUGUUUGCUACUGGAUACGAUCGACAUCUUCCUUUCCUCGACAACAGUUUGGUCGAUUCGGCUCAAGCUAUAAAUGAACAGAAAAACGAAUGGUACAAGUUAAUAUUUCCUGUACAUCUACAACACCCCACUUUGGCUAUGAUCGGAAUGAUGACUGCAGAAGGGCCUAAUCUACCAGUCUUUGAAAUGCAGUCGAGAUUGGCCGCCAGGGUGCUCUGUGGUAAACUUAAACUUCCGGCAGAGAAUGUCAUGCGCAAGGACACAGACCGAUGGAAUUCGCAAAUUAAGCUGAAGUUUUCUUUUUACAAGCACCAGGUUCCGUAUCUUGCAUACAUUGACGAACUUGCAGCCGACUUGGGUGUUAAACCCACCUUCUGGCGAUUGGUCUGGCGACACCCACGAAUUGCGUACUCGUGCAUUUUUGGCCCCGCAUCCCCGGUUCAGUACAGACUACUUGGACCCCACAGCAAUGCCGAGGCUAUCAAUCACUGCAGCGCCAUCUACGAGAACACGUUUUCUGGUGUCAGACACAGAAGAGUUCCACCACGAAAACCCGUUUCCUUGCUUCCCACUUACAUCAAAAUUCUCAUCCCUGCUGUGUGUGCAGGUGCUGGGUAUUAUGUUUGGCAGAGGUAUUUCGUGUAACAAUAGCAUUGAGGAAAGUGAAUAGAAUUCGUAUUACCCUUGAUCCUUCUUCGUUCGUUCAUUCAUAAACUAAUCAAUCAAUCAA
Messenger RNA from Gigantopelta aegis, 1800 nucleotides. Its product is annotated as dimethylaniline monooxygenase [N-oxide-forming] 2-like. Gene Ontology annotation, molecular function: NADP binding; flavin adenine dinucleotide binding; N,N-dimethylaniline monooxygenase activity. The coding region runs from base 93 to 1715 and encodes 540 amino acids. The record is from RefSeq and is a predicted model, not a curated record. The transcript has 7 exons. NCBI's taxonomy places the organism in Eukaryota, Metazoa, Mollusca, Gastropoda, Neomphalida, Peltospiridae.